Messenger RNA from Topomyia yanbarensis, 3296 nucleotides. RefSeq names its product venom protease-like. The record is from RefSeq and is a predicted model, not a curated record. The transcript has 5 exons. Gene Ontology annotation, biological process: proteolysis. The coding region runs from base 312 to 1448 and encodes 378 amino acids. Lineage: Eukaryota; Metazoa; Arthropoda; Insecta; Diptera; Culicidae. Gene Ontology annotation, molecular function: serine-type endopeptidase activity.
CGUUCAACAUGCCGCUUGCGCCAGAAAGUUUCAUGCGUGGGUGGCUCGCGGGAAAAGCUCAGCCUGCCCUGCCAUUAGUGUCAUCGCCAUCAGAGCCAUUAGUUUAGUUGAUGGAAGGUAUCAUCAUCACUAUUGCUCAUCGUUUUCGUUGACAUGGAAAACGAGAGUGAAAAUUUAGUCCGCCUUUCGUUUUUGAGUUAGUCGUAUUCUAGAUUUGGUCAGGAGCGCGUGGAGUUUUGGAACAAUCGAUUGGUUCGUUUUUUUAUUUAGGGAAUAUAAACGUGUUCUUGACUACUGUUACCGUUCUGAGGAUGAGUACCAAGCUCAACGGUCGUUGUUGUGCUCUAUUGUGGAUUAUAGCAACAAACGUGAAAAUUUAUGCACAUUCCAUUGUGGAAAGCGAAUCUGGUGGCAGUGCCGCAGCGUACCGUGGUGGAACCCCUGUGCCCGGGCGGGAGUCCAAAUCACUAUACCGAAUAAGUUGCCCGGGACAGAGUGUGUGCGUCCCUUUGGCCGAGUGUCCAGAACUGUUGCUGGAAACAGCACGCCAAUGCUAUCGAGGUGAUUUUUCACUUUCCUGUGGGGUCAAUGAACUGGAGCCCCAUGUGUGCUGUCUUAGGAAAUAUAAUUAUGACGAUCGUACCGAUGUGGGAUGCGGUAAAAGCAUCGUUCAAGGCGACUUCUAUAACGGCUUGGGAGCGUACCCCUUCGUGGCGCGAAUCGGAUUUAAAAACACCAAAUCAGGAUCAUUCAUUUAUCCAUGUUCUGGUUCAAUUAUUGCGCGCCAAGUGGUUCUGACAUCUGCUCACUGUGCACUAGCCAAAGCCGAGAGCCAUCGAUUAUCGUCUGUUCGAAUUGGCGACUACGAUACACGCACUGACCCGGACUGUGGAAAUACCGGAUUUUGCGCACCAGCAGCCAUCAAUCACGCUGUGAGCCAAAUUAUUGUCCAUCCAGACUAUGUGGAUGGUCAGUAUCACCAUGACAUUGCACUGUUAGUGCUUAAAACGCCGAUUAAUUACACUGUUGCUGCGCAACCCAUCUGCCUGCACCGACGUCGCCAAGACCUGACCGUUGGUCGGAGGGUACAGAUCAUCGGCUGGGGUAAACUAUCUAUCAGUGGGACCAAAUCGCCCGAGUUGCAAUCGCUCGAAGUCCCACUGACGUCAUGGGACCAGUGUGUACGAGCCUACAGUUCGACCGGAGCCCUCCAGUCAACUAAAUCGAUCGAUGGCGAGUGGAUGUGCGCAGGCGGCGAAGGUCGCGAUGCUUGUCUCGGGUUCGGCGGUGCUCCACUGAUCAUCAGAGAGCGGUCCCGCUACGGACAGAUUGGAAUCAUGUCAUUUGGAGCGGAAACGUGUGGUGCACUUAAUAUGCCUAGCGUGUACACCUCGAUUGCACACUACGCGCAAUGGAUCGAGGCAAACACGCCGACGACCUUUGUUUAGAAGUGAUAUUCCCGGGCCAGUGGAAUCGGAAAUGCCGGUUUAUAGUGAUAAGUUGUGCAUGUUGGAGAAAUUAAUGAUACAAUAAAAUGUGGAUUUUCUGAAUUGCAUCACCAAUCUGUUAGUUUAAUUCGGAUGAAAAUUGUGAGUUAUAAAAAAUUUUGUAGAAUGAGAAUUUUUGAAUUUCUCUAGCUUUACUUUUUGAACCAUCUCAAACCCAUUUUUGCAAGGGCUUAUUGUCUAAAUCGUUAGGGAUUCUCUGUUAAACUCUGUUGAACGAAUAAAAUGAAGAAUUUGAGAAAAUUUGAUCAGGGGCAAAAUUCAACUUCGUUUAUCCAAAUGAUUCCAAUCUUCUGAUAAUAAUAAUUCCAGGCUCAGUGAAGGGAUAAAUCAUCAAAUGAUUAGAAUGCAAUACUGCGUGUAAUAUUUACAUGUGUCAUACAGAAAAUAACUUUCUUCUGAUAAAAAAUUCUUUGUAAACUAAAUCCUCAUAAAGUUCAUAUUUUGAAACUAUAUAAGUGCGCAACUAUGUUUUGUAGAAUGUUAAUAUAAACUUUACUAAUUCUUACGUAUAUGUGAUACUGCAUACCAAUACAUACGUCAAGGAUUGUAAGACUAAUAAUUUAUUUUCCUUACUAGAACAUGUAUUUGAGUAAAAUCGGUACGUCGUGGAGGCCUAUGUGCAACUAAUAUAUUUUUAAAGUUCAAAUUUCUAGAUGUUUUAAUAACGUUAAAUGAAUUAUUAGUAGAACACGUGAGGCAAACGGGAGAUAAAUCACUAUUUGUGAAACCAGUGAGAGCAUUUAACGUUUUGCGCCGUCAUAAGUUUAUGAUAUGUAUAUCAGGGUGUUGUGGAGAGCGUAGUUUACACCGAAUUUGAGCACGUACGAUUCUGUAUGAUACAUGUAAACAUUAUGCGUAUUUUUAAUACCAAUUUUUGUUGACUAAUCACUUUACUGAGCCUGAAAUAAGGUCUAAUAUUUCCCCAGAUUAAAUACUCUCAAAAUUCAUCUUAUUUAUUUCACAAAGUUCUAACAGAUAAUCGCUCAGAUAUUAUGAAACAAACCCUAGACAAAAAUGAGAUUGAGACGGUUCAAUAAAUUUACUAUAAUAAGAAACUCAAAAAUUUCCAUUCCACAAAAAUUUAAAUAAUUUUUACGAUUUUCAUCCGAUUUAAAAGUUUGAGCUUUGCAAAUCCUAUUGAAUUUUCUGUGUCAGACAAUUUUGUCUAGUAUUAUCGUGUGGGCCGCGGUGCUCCUCGGCGUAGAAAUGGUUUGACAUCAAUUCUUGGAACGCUCGUAUGUGGCUCUUCGUGACUGAAAAUAUUUCUUUUCAUGCACAAUUAAUGUAUAAAAGAUCCAUUGUUGUCUUGCCUUCGAAAUCGUAAAACCAAAAAAACAUUCGGUUUGAGCACUUUACACCAGACGGCCUCCUUAAAGGCAAUAUCGCUUUUGGAUGUUAAAACGCAGUUUUGUGCAUCAUAAUGCACCGGGCGUUGUGAUGCACCGUCCUACUUACUUUAACUCGAAAGAAUUAUUAUAUAGCGGAUACAAAAUUUGUUCAAAUAUCGGGCCAAUUCAAGCAGCUUUUUAUGUUCUUAGAUUUUGAUUAUUUCUUUCUAGAGAGGCAGUGAUAUAGAUGAAUGAAACCCAAUAUUUGAAAAAAUAGAAAUAUUCAAUUAUCUGUGAAAAUACAUAUAGGAACUAAAACCGAUCAAAUCAUGUACGAGAGGCUCAGUGAAGAACGGCCCAACUCCUAAAAACCUGUUUGGAGAUAUAAGAGAAAAACGAAAACUACCGAACAGUCUUAUUACGUAGCGUUGCAACUGGAAUAUUUUUUCUUUGUACGGAA